UACGCAUUUAUGUGGACACAGAGCAUCGGAACUAGGUUAAUCUACUUUCUCCAAGCGGUAAGGAAAGUGUGAGCGCGGAGUGCGAGACUUGACGGUGUGCAGUUCACAACGAAUUUGUGUUAAUUCAUUCAAUCUUUUGACGAUGGCUUCAAAACCAGGUGUGCUGACCAGGGAUGUGCUGCAGAAAUUCAAAAAGACGUUUCUGGCCGACGAGAAAAACCUCCUGGCCCAAAACGUGUGCACCAACAAAGACCCUUUCGAGCUGGCCCUCAGUCGGAAGGUGGUCGAAGAGACCCAGCAUGUUUUCAACACAAAGAUUGAAUUAGAGGGCAAACCCCUAACAAACCAAAAAAGUUCCGGACGCUGUUGGCUGUUUGCGGCUUUAAACGUGAUCAGGCUGCCCGUUAUGAAGCAUUUCAACAUCGAAGACUUCGAGUUUUCCCAGGGAUAUUUGUUCUACUGGGACAAAAUCGAGCGAUGCAACUUCUUCUUAAACAACAUUGUGCAGACUGCGAAAGCCAACGAGGCUGUAGAUAGCCGACUGGUGUCCUUUUUACUCUAUGAUCCAACCUGCGAUGGAGGCCAGUGGGACAUGAUAGUCAACCUUAUCAAUAAGCAUGGUUUAAUGCCAAAGAAAAACUUCCCUGAAUCGUACAGCUGCGAAGCCAGCGCUAGAAUGAACCAAGUGCUCAAGAGCAAAUUACGUGAAUAUGCCAAAGCUAUAAGGGACCUGAUUCAACAAGGAGCCAGCGAUGGAGAGGUGGAGAGCCUCCGAGAGAAACAAAUGGCCAGUAUCUACAGAAUCGUCGGAAUCUGCUUAGGUAUUCCCAAUGACACCUUCACGUGGAACUACUACGACAAGAAUAAGGCUUUUCACAGUAUAGGUCCUUUGACUCCAAAGGAGUUCUACGAGGUACAUGUGAAGCCGCUGUUCAACGUAGACGAUAAGGUGUGCCUGGUGACCGACCCUCGUGAAACCAAUAGUUACGGCAAAGCGUACACAGUGCACUGCUUAGGCAACAUGGUAGGCGGCAGGCGAUGCAUCUACAACAAUCAACCGGUGGAAUUGUUGCUGGAUCUAACCGCGCAAAGCAUCAAGGAGGGCGAAGCCGUGUGGUUUGGUUGCGAGGUCAGCAAGAGAAUCGCUGGCAAGCUGGGCAUCCAAGACUUGAACAUACACAACUUUCCGCUAAUCUUCGGCGAAGACAUUCACAUCACCAUGAGCAAAGGGGACCGUUUGCUCUAUGGUGAAAGUGCCAUGACUCAUGCCAUGGUGUUCACAGCAGUCCAUACCGAUGAGAACGGCAAGGUGGAGAAAUUGCGCGUGGAAAACUCAUGGGGGGAAGAACGCGGCGAAAAGGGAUACCUGCUAAUGACCGCCGAUUGGUUCAAAGAAUUCACCUUUGAAGUGGUGGUGGACAAGAAGUUUGUUUCCAAAGAGGUGCUAGACGUUUUCGAGCAGGAACCCAUUGUGUUGCCUGCUUGGGACCCAAUGGGAACUUUGGCUUCUUAGUUUUUUCGCUCAAAAAGACCUUCAAACUGCAUUGAUAUUACCAGUAAAGUGCGUUUUAUGUUGAGGCAUCUCGAAUGUAUGUUUGUCGUUUAAUCGAGCUCACAUAGCAACCUUACUCAAGGCUUGCUUAAUGUGCAGCUUCGUCUAUUUUAUAUAUAUAUAUAUGUUUAGUUACCAUUCAACCAAUUCUACGUUGCUUGCCAUAAUGGGAUUAAAGUAAAUUUGAUCUGGAUUGUGUGAAAACAACCUUAUUUUAUAUUGAUUCAGGUUUGACUGUGUUGACUCGUCGUUGCACUUUUGUGUGCUCAAAAUCAUAUAUCUUAUGUACAUUGUAUUGACUACAUAUUUUAUAUCCCAAAAA
This is a messenger RNA of Dendroctonus ponderosae (mountain pine beetle), 1874 nucleotides long. Its product is annotated as bleomycin hydrolase. Gene Ontology annotation, biological process: proteolysis; response to toxic substance; L-homocysteine catabolic process. Gene Ontology annotation, cellular component: cytoplasm. Gene Ontology annotation, molecular function: cysteine-type aminopeptidase activity. NCBI's taxonomy places the organism in Eukaryota, Metazoa, Arthropoda, Insecta, Coleoptera, Curculionidae. The record is from RefSeq and is a predicted model, not a curated record. The transcript is spliced from 9 exons. Bases 143 to 1513 code for a protein of 456 amino acids.